This is a messenger RNA of Diprion similis, 2564 nucleotides long. Its product is annotated as eEF1A lysine and N-terminal methyltransferase homolog. The transcript has 8 exons. The record is from RefSeq and is a predicted model, not a curated record. Bases 195 to 2201 code for a protein of 668 amino acids. Lineage: Eukaryota; Metazoa; Arthropoda; Insecta; Hymenoptera; Diprionidae.
UGAGCCAAUCGUGUUUUAGAAUCCAGUGGCAACUGCCACUGGAUUUCUCUCGCUGCUAUUCUGGCUACACAAGCUCAUUAAGUUUUGAAACGGGUUUGAUGGAAACGAACCUUUCAGCGGUCGACAUAAAUUAAAAAAAAGGUUAGGAGUGAGCGCAGCGCGUGGUUCGCGCAAAAUUUGAAAAGAUAAAGAAAAUGGAUUUAUUGCCUAAAUCCCACGAAGAAUUCAGCCAACAAACUUACUGGAAUACAUUUUUCUCAAAGCGUGGAAAAAAGGCCUUUGAAUGGUACGGAGAGUAUCCAGAAUUAUGCGGACAUCUCCACAAAUACAUAAAACCAAAAGAUGACGUCUUAGUAGUUGGCUGUGGAAACUCGACUCUGAGCAUGGAUCUGUACGAUGUUGGUUAUAGGAAUAUCACAAACAUCGAUAUAUCGCAUGUUGUGAUCAGGCAAAUGAUAGAUCAGAAUAAGACACAGAGACCUAUUAUGCUAUUUGAACAAAUGGAUGCUACAGCGAUGAGCUAUUCUAACGAUAAGUUCAGUGUCGUAUUAGAUAAAGGGACUCUGGAUGCUUUGAUGCCCGACGAAAGCAAGGAUGUUAUUUCUCGAGUAGAUAAGCUGUUUGGGGAAAUAACAAGAGUCUUGCGAACUGGAGGGAGAUACGUCUGUGUAUCAUUAUUGCAAGAGCACAUUCUUAGAAAGUUACUCUCCUAUUUUCCUCAAGCUGAUUUUAUGUUCAGAGUAGCUCGCUGCUACGAAGCUGAAGCAAAAACCCGUGAAGAAGAUGGUAGUGCAAUGCCAGUGUUUGUAGUAAUUGCUACAAAAUUUAAGAAGCUACCAGUGCCGGUUCUUGAAGUGGGCCUGGUCGAAGGUUCUUUAGAACGUGUUUCUACUACCGAUGAUAUUAUUUCAGCCAUAAAAUCUGCUCAACAAAUGGCAGUUAUUUGCUCGGGACUUCAUAAAGGAAAUGUUGUGGAUGUUGGAGAGGUUUCUUUCGACUUAUGCAGACCUGGAGAACAGCAUUCGAGAUAUACAAUAUACAUUUUAGAUCAGCCCUAUGCAAGGGAAAAUGAAAUAUAUGCUGCCUUCAUAGUUCCACAAGGAAGAGAAACAAUGUGGCUUUUUUGCACUAAAGAGGGUCGGCAACAGCUCCUGAAAACUACUAAGAGAAACAGAUUAGUAAUAGUGACUUUGCGCCGAGAGCAUACAUACGAAAGUUUGGAUGCAGUGAAAAAGGAGCUUAGUGUUACUGUUCGCAACUUGGCUCCAGCAGGAGUCAGUAAUGAUGCUCAAAUUCCUUAUCUGUCUUUGGCGUCGAAUGUUGGAAAACGAGAAGUUUGCCAUGAAGGUGACAGUAAAUUCAGUGGACCAUAUGUUAUCGAAGAAAUUGAAGAUGACAAUGGCUCGGUAUUCAGAAGACUGAUAUUUCUGAAUAAUCAAUUUGUAAUCCAAAGUGAAGCUAAACUAAAAAUUGUCAAAUCAAGAAGAGGAAAACCGAAAAAAGUCGUGGAUCCCGGAUAUCUGGCUUGCGAACAUCAUAUCUACAUGAGCGUCGGAGUUUCAAUGAUCACAAAGAAUGCUAAUCAAAAUGAUAUUGCUAUCAUCGGUCUCGGUGGUGGAGGUCUCUGCACAUUUUUGCGACAGUGCCUACCUGAGAUCAACAUUACAGCAGUCGAGAUAGAUGAAGCCAUGCUCCAGAUAGCAACAAACUAUUUUGGCCUGGUACAAGACGCUAAAUUGAAAGUCGAGAUUGCAGAUGGUCUAAAAUUUAUUCUAGACUCGGCAAAUCAGGGGAAAAAAUUCAGUUCAAUUCUUUUUGAUGUAGACAGCAAAGAUACCACGGUGGGCAUGAGUUGCCCACCAAAGCAGUUCAUUGAAACAUCUAUCCUGCAGGCGGUUUCAAAAUGCAUAGGAGAAACGGGACUUUUCAUUUUAAAUUUAGUGUGUCGAGAUCCAGAACUUAAACGCAUGGCGUUAAGUUCACUUAAAUCCAUUUUCAAAUCAGUUUAUUCUUACAAUCUUGAAAGUGAUGUGAACGAAGUCGUGUUUUGCACAGUUUCGGAGUUAGGCGACAAAGCAGUAUGGAAGGAACAUAUUCAAACUGCCGCUGAUAGUCUGAAUCGCCAAGUACAGACCCGAAAAUUGCAAAAUGAAGAUAUUGUGGACGUGGCAGAUUUGUUGGAACGAUUAACGAUGCAAUGAACUGUGAUAAGCAUUUUCUGAUACCUGGUAACUCUGAUAAAUAAUUCAAUACGAGCGCAUCUUAUUCAGAUUGAUGGACUCGAGAGCUGUAAUACAGCAUCUCGAAAAAAAAUUCUCCGGGUUUCGAAUAGCGUCGAAGAUAUUACUUGAAUAGUACGAUGAGAGAAUAAUAUUCUUGUUGCAUUCCAUCUACUAAUCAGCUUGACGCGUAUUCGAGAAGCUGGAAAUUUACCGCGGAAUUCUAUACCAAUAAGUUUUAAACGUAGACUUUGAUCGCUAAAUGAUAAGAUUUCGUACUGUAAUAGCGGUUUGUCAAACAAGCUUAUGAUUAAGGAUCUUGAAUAUUAAAUUUAUUUUGACUUU